This is a messenger RNA of Nematolebias whitei (Rio pearlfish), 3709 nucleotides long. It is a transcript of the gene baiap3, whose product is annotated as BAI1 associated protein 3. Lineage: Eukaryota; Metazoa; Chordata; Actinopteri; Cyprinodontiformes; Rivulidae. The coding region runs from base 57 to 3584 and encodes 1175 amino acids. The transcript is spliced from 34 exons. The record is from RefSeq and is a predicted model, not a curated record.
CGCAGCAGCAAAAACAUUUCAUACUGGAAAACUGUCUGGAGACGCAGUGAGACACCAUGACGACGCUACUGGACUUAAAGAGUAGUGUGCUGAGGCAGGUUCAGAGGAGCCAGUCCCUGAGAAGCCGAAGGGAGCCCCCUCCCAGUGCCAGCAGCCCCCUCACACACUGUCCUGAGCCAUUACCUCGCAGAGUUUCAGAAGAAAGCGUGGAGUUCUUUGAGCGUAUGAACGCCAUCCUGCAGAAACAGGAGAACAUGAUGCGUGCGGCCCAGGCUGAGUGUCAAAGAGGGGCCUGCACGGUGCCGCCGCCACAGGAGCAUGUGGACCAGGCCUUUAUUGCUGAGAAAAUCAGCAGAGCAGAGCUGGAUCUGCUUUAUGAGGAAGCUGUGUACACGGUGGUCAACAGGGUCGGCGUGCCUCCUCCAGAACACGUGAAAAGUGAUGAUGAGCUGUUUGCGUACCUGCUGAAGGUGUUUGACAUGGGUGAGGAGGAGCAUGACAUUGUCCUUCAAAAAGUUCAAGAAUCAAAGAGGGCCAACUUUUCUUUGAGAGUCUCAGUCAUGAAAGCAAAGAAUCUGAUGGCCAAGGAUGCAAACGGGUACAGCGACCCCUACUGCAUGCUGGGAAUCCUGGUGGGGCAGAGCCCUCGGGACACAGAGGAGAAGAAAGAGAGAAAAUUUAGCUUCAGGAAGAGGAGGGAGAAGCUGGAGAAACGCUCCAGCACCAAAGAGGUGUUACCUGCCAGGUGUAUCCAGGUGACGGAAGUCAAACCGGAGACUCUGAACCCAGUGUGGGACGAGCACUUUGUGUUUGAAAUAGAUGAUGUCCAUAACGACCUGUUACACUUGGACAUAUGGGAUCAUGACGAUGAUGUUUCUGUUGCCGAGGCCUGCAAAAAGCUUAAUGAAGUCAGUGGUCUUCGAGGAAUGGGCAGGUAUUUUAAGCAGAUAGCAAAGUCAGUGCGUGCCAAUGGGUCGUCAUCGUCGAGCUCGGAGGAGAACGCAGACGACUUCCUCGGAUGCAUCAACAUUCCUUUGAAUGAGAUCCCAGUUGCUGGCUACGACACCUGGUUUAAACUGGAGCCUCGAUCGAGUGCGUCUAAAGUUCAGGGAGAAUGUCACCUGAUUCUGAAAUGCUUCACCAGCCAGAGGGACACAACUUUAUCUAAGAGGGACACAAAUGUCUCCAUUCACAAGAAACUGUUAAGUCAGAUUGUGGAGUAUGAGCAUGCUCAAGUUAAGAGAGAGCCGUACAACUGGAACGGGCAGGUCUCUCCUCCUGCGUGGACGCUGCUAACUCACCAUGCUGUGCAAACGGACCUGUCACCUCUGCAGCAGGCGAUUGUACGCUGGCAGUGCUACGGCGGCCACCAUCGAAACCAGAGGGUGUGCUACUCCCUGCUGCUGCGCCUCCUGAGGACCAUCGAUGCAGAGUGGGAUCCUCCCGCUGUGAGGGGAGACCUGGAGAGGCAGCUGUCAGACAGCUUCAGACUGUACACAGAGCACUGCCUGUGCCUGAUGAAGAACAUGCGUCAGGUUUUCCCCUGCACCAGCGCCGCUGCCAUUACACGCUACGAGCUCAUGCUGAGGGGGAUUGGCUACAUGCAAAACAUGAGAGCAUUUAAGACCGUUUGUCCUCUUCGGAACGAGCUGCAUUUGGACAUCACGACCGCUGUCAAGAAAGGAGCAGCUGAGUGGUACGAAAGCCUGAUAGCUCAAUAUAAACCAGAGGAAGGGACUCUGGAGGAGCAGCUGAAAAAAAUGGUUUGCGUUAUCGAUGCUGUGUGUGCAGAUGUACAAAGAGCUCAGAACAUCUACAACAAGCUCUUCUACAGUGCUGUGAAAGUAGAUUUCUUCAGCGUAUCAUACAGGCAGUUGGAAAAACAGGUAGCUGAUGAUGUAAAUGUGGCAAUGGAGCGGGUUUGUGGGACUCUGGAGCAGGAGAGCUCCCGACUGACUCAGACGAUGGGGGAGACCAUCUUUGAGCUCUUCAUGUCCCUAAAAAUUCUCAAAGGCUUUCGGGAGUUUCUACCUCUCAAAGAUGCAAAAAUGUUGGCCAUGACGGGCUUCCAUAAUUGGUUCAAGUCCUCUAUUCAUAAGUGGCUGCAAAUUGUUCAUGAAAAAUCCUGCGAUAGGAUCCGUAAAGCAGUGGAAACAGACCAGCUCCAGCCGGUUCAACAAGCCAAACACAGUUCGUCAGCCGUGGAAGUGACAGCUUGCUUCAGCCAGGUACGCGAGAUUUGGCACCAGCUGGCCUGGCCAGACUCUGCGGGGGCCUUCAUCUUUGUCACUCGUUUGACAGACAAUUUCUGCAGUGAAGGCGUUUGCUACUCUGAGAUGAUGACACGCAGGAUUGAGCGGAACCAGCUGGGCCGAGACCACAAGGCCUUCACAGUGCAGCUGUGCAUUGCCCUGAACAACGUAGAGCAUGUGCGUGUCUGCCUGGCUCACCUGCCUCGUGACCUGGACUGGUCAGGAGUGGAGCGGGCCAUGGAGGAGUCCUGCGGAGUGGAGGGAAAAGAGCAGGUUUACAAGGCUCUGAACGGGCAGCUGUUUAACGUGGACCUGGACCUGCAAAGAGAAGCCAAGCGCCUCAUCGCGCUGCUCGCUGACAAGAUGUUGCCUGAGCUGCGGAGGUACAUCCAGCACAUCAGCCUGUCUCCGGACUCGAUCAACAACGAUGAGGCUGUCUCUCCUCUCAUGAAGUACCUUCAGGACACUAUGCUCAUCCUGACUGAAAACCUUGUUAAAGAAAAUCUGAGCAGAGCUUUACAAAGCAUGUGGGAGCUGCUCCUGCGGAUGAUCCUGGACGCGGUCACAGAAAACAGGGGCGUCCAGGUGGAGUUCUACAACCGUUUCCAGUACACAGUGGAGACCUUGUUGCAGUUCUUUCACGUUAAGGGAGAGGGUCUGUCCUUGGAAGACAUGAAGAGCGGAGACUAUAAGGUCUUGGAUGAAGAGCUCAAGCUGAAUAAAUGUUCCUCCUUUGAUCUGAUUGAACAGUACUAUCUGGAGAAAAUUUCUCACCAGAAAACACUCAAACACACGCCUUAUGGUCGGAUCAGUGUGAAAUGUUACUACGACGCCCCGGAGCAGAGGCUGACGGUGGAGAUUCUGCACGCGGCAGAUAUUAUCGCGCUGGAUGCCAAUGGUUUGAGUGAUCCUUUCGUCAUCGUGGAGCUCUGCCCUCACCACCUCUUUCCAUCAGCCAAGAGUCAGCGCACGCAGGUGAAACUGAAGACGCUGCACCCGGUGUUUGACGAACUCUUUCACUUUCACGUCAGUCCUGAACAGUACAGACACAGGUACGCCUGCUUGACCUUCAUUGUGAUGGACUAUGACUGGCUCUCUACCAACGACUUCGCCGGAGAAGCCGUCGCUCCUCUUAGUGACUUCUGUUGGCCGGGGAGACCGAACGUCUCGGCAACUGGAAAAAAUGUCCAGCCUGCCAUUCUGCACCUGUCUCGCAGCAAACCCAGCGAGAAGCCCAUCAUGAGGAUGCUGGACGCUCGCACCGGAGACAGGGAGGCUCAGGAGUUUGUCCGCAGGCUGAAGGAGAUCGAGAAGUCGAUGGAGGAGGAGUAAAAGCUGUCAGUAUUUGCUGUGUUCAUGUUUCCUGACCACGUCUUGCGACAUGUGCUUUUGUACACGUACGAUGCUUAUAUUUAUUAUUUUUCCCAAUGUAUUUUUUGUUGGGUUAUGAUACCAAA